AUGGUCGUCACACGAUCGGUGAAAGCGGGUAAGGAUGGUAACGAAGGUAAGACCAUUGCGGAGAGUGAGGCUGGGACGUCGACCGUGCCCUCAACCCCUCUUGUCGACCCGACAACCGCACCACAGGCGCCUUCACAAUCCCGUCCCGUAAGUAUGUCAUCUCGCUCUUCAUCCACGGUAGUGGCCAGGAGGUUAGCGGCUGAAGCGCAGCACGCGCGUCGCCUCGUCGAGCUAGAGACGCAACAAAUACGCCGCCGCCGUGAGCGUGAGGCUGCUGAAGCGGCCGAGCUAGAUGCACGCCGGCUGGCCGAUCUGGAACGAGUGACCGCCGACCUAGAGUUAAAAGCGGAAAUCGCCGCCAUCGACGCAGACGCGAGUCGUCAUAGCUCUAGAAGCAGCCAUAUUAAUAUAGACCAAUGGCUCAAUAAGUCUGAAGCUGCUUUUAACCAUGAAGAAACAUUAACGAACAAUGAUUUUUUCAGGGAUCUGGAAGCUAAAGCCCCUCGCGCGCAUGUCGCAUCCCCUGUGCGGACAGUGACUGUGCGCCGCGACUGUGGUGCCGCGAUAACGGCGGCUCCUAUCGAGCGCCGCGACUGUGGUGUCGCGAUGUCAGCGGUCAUUCCUGAACGCCGCGACUAUGGUGCUGCGAUGACUGCGGCCCAUCCCGAGCGGCCCGAGAGCGGAGAAGUUCCACAGUUGGUUAAGAGUCUGGGUGUUUUAGUUGACAGUGUAAAUAAAGGCAUCGGCCACGCAAUCAAUCGUGUUCCUUUACCCCGUUUCGAUGGCAGGUUGCAUUUAGAUUGGCUUAGCUUGAAAAAAGCCUUUGAAAACACACAAGGCUCCUACACAGCCGCGAAUAAUCUGUCAAGACUGAAUACCGCGCUAACGGGCGCGGCACGCGAGGCAGUCGCCGCGCUGCUUGUGUCUGCGCGCGACCCCGGCGUCGUGGUGCGCGCGCUCGACGCGCGCUUCGGCCGCCCCGAGAUGGUGGUGGCGCACGAAGUAGCUGCGGUGCGCGCAUUGCCGCGCGUGAGCGCUGAAGCUGCGCACUUUGAGGUGGAAGAUGAUGAGCCGGUAGCGGGAACUUCUGGCAGUGCACCGCGAGCUCCUGCUGACAACGCCGCAGCAUCUACUGUUGUGAGUGACUCCGCUUCAUACGAUGUCGAAUCAAAGGAGAUUCUGACCCACACAUCGACAUCGGUUGCCGCGGGAUCUCCAGCUCAGACGUUGCCUGCUCGCCCGCUAUUGAAGAUCGUAGCCGUAACCGUGUCCGGCCCGUUAGGUUCCGUGAAUACGUACGCCAUGUUAGACGACGGGGCCACAGACAUCGCGGAUGAGUUUUGUUAUGGAAACAUACAGCCAUCGAUUAUAGUCGGUCUCGAUAACUGGCACCUCACUAUUCCUAGGGCUGUACGCGAGGGCACUAGGACAGAACCAGUCGCGAUUAAUACCGCGUUAGGUUGGGUCCUAUUCGCCUUUGGUUGCAGUAAAACCGCUCCUGCCGAAACUGUCAACCACGCUAUAGUGAGCGAGCCCGCGGUCGCGGAUGUCAGCGAUCGCGCAGUUUUAGAGCAGUUGAUUCGCGAGCAAUAUAGUUUAGACUCAAUCGGCAUUUCGAAACACGAAGCGCGCAGCGUUGAUGAUGAUCGCGCUAUCCAAAUUCUCGAACGUACUGCGCGUCGCCUGCCUAACGGGCAUUUUGAAGUCGGUUUACUUUGGAAGUCGGACAAUUUAUCUGUGCCUGAUAGUCGCAAGCUUGCCUUAUCUAGGCUUCUUAGUCUCGAGAAAAAGAUGGCCCGUGAUUUUCAGUAUGCAGAGCGUUACCGUGAAAACAUACACGACAUGUUUCGGAAAGGUUAUGCUGAACUGUGCACCGAAGAGCCUAGCGCCAAGUCGCCCGUUUGGAUUUUGCCACAUUUCGGCGUAACCAAUCCAAACAAACCGAACAAAUUAAGAGUCGUGCACGAUGCUGCUGCUAAAAGUCACGGUGUUUCGCUAAAUUCACUUCUAUUAACCGGCCCAGAUUUGUUACAGCCCCUGCUCGGAAUCUUAUUGCGUUUUAGAGAGGGAAAAAUUGCCCUGACUGGUGAUAUUCGCGAGAUGUUUCCUCAAGUUAAGAUCCGAGCAGAGGAUCGCGACGCUCAGAGGUUUUUGUGGCGCGACUCGCCCAAAGACCCUAUCAUGACAUACCGUAUGUCGUCUAUGAUUUUCGGUGCCGCUUCCAGCCCUUUCACUGCCAUUUAUAUAAAAAACAAGAACGCAGUGGAAUGGCAGGAGCGCUUUCCAGACGCAGCUCAAGCCAUCAUAGCUGACCACUAUAUGGAUGACUGUAUAGUUAGCUUAAAUUGUGUUGACAAGGCCGCAAAACUUGCCGCCGAGAUCACCAACAUCCACAAGCAUGCUGGCUUCGAGAUGCGUUCUUGGACCUCAAACAUUCCCUCUGCGCUGCGUCUGCUGCCCAAAGAGAGCUUGGCUGAAAUCUCUGUAGCUAGAAAUAACGUAGAUGUUGACCUUGGACGCCUCACUGCCCCUGUACGCACACUGGGACUUAUUUGGCAACCCGUUUCAGAUAAGAUUGGGUUUAAUAUCGGAAUAAAGGGGGAACGUUUGUUGCCAAAUAGGCUCACUAAGCGCGAAGUGUUAGCUCACGUCAUGCGGGUUUUCGAUCCACUCGGUAUCCUGGCGCCAGUUGUGAUUACGGGUCGCAUCAUGUUCCAAAAUGCGUGGCGUAAGGGGAUCGAUUGGGACGAGGAGCUGUCGCAAAGUGACAGUGCAGCAUGGAGACUCUGGUUCGACGAUUUAAUUGCAAUUUCUGGUUUACAGAUUCCACGCUGCUACUUACUUAGCGAAUUAAAAAUUGAUAAGUGUGAGCUUCAUUUGUUUUGUGACGCGAGCGAGUCGGCUUUCGCUGCGGUUGCAUAUUGGCGGUUCGUCUUAGAAAAUGGUGAAGUGAAGCUGGCUCUUAUAUGCAGCAAAGUCCGCGUAGCUCCUUUAAAACAAAUCUCCAUAAAUCGCUUAGAGCUCCAAGGAGCGUUGAUCGCAGCCCGUCUCGCUUCUACGAUUUGCGAAACACACAGAUUCAAGCCUAUAAAUCGCGUAUUCUGGUGCGAUUCUAUGACCGUUUUGGGGUGGCUUCGAAGCGAGGCGCGCUUAUUUAAACCAUUUGUUUCUCACAGAGUAGCCGAGAUUAUGGAAAUAACCGACGUUAAAGAAUGGCGAUGGGUGCCAAGUCAACUCAACGUAGCCGAUGAUGCUACACGCAUCAAGCGAGUGUCGUUAUCUCCAGAAUCGCGCUGGAUUUCGGGUCCUGAAUUUUUGCUCUCUUCGGAGUGGCCCAGUGAGCCCAGUUCACCAGAAUAUCCAGGCAUGGAAGAAGAGAGCAAACGUGCAGCGCGUCCUGAUUUAGUUCAUCUCAUUAGUGACGUUGAAAGGCACGAGCCAGUCUCAGCCGAUCCUAAACGGUUCAGUUCUUGGGUGAGGCUGGUACGCGCAACAGCCAUAGCUCACAAGUAUUUGACGUUACUUAGAAUUCGUUGCCUAGCUAGAAAGGGGCUAGGUGUAAACAAUUUAGUCCGCUUAGAGGGGGGCUUGUGUAGUUUUGUGUUUCAGCCAUCCAACCAAUGGCAACAGUUCGCUGCCCCGCGCUCUGUGCGGGAAUCUGCCGCGGGCCUGACCGCCACAGAUCUUCGCCUAGCCGAACUCCACAUCCUGCGCCAGUCCCAGUUGAACACAUUUCCUGACGAGAUGGCCAGCCUACAUAGCCAUCCCGCACAGCUUAUGCCACGCACCAGCCGUUUAUCCAAGCUAUCGGUGACCAUCGGAGACGACGAACUUAUGCGUUUGUCUGGCCGUAUAAGGGCAGCGUCGCAAGUACGGGAUGAGAUGAAAAACCCCAUCGUGCUUGAUGGCAAAGAUCUAGCUGUGCGCCUGCUUGUCGAGCACCACCAUCGCAGGGCUGCCCACGGCAACACGGAGACCGUGGUGAACGAGCUGCGACAAGAUUACCACCUAUUGUCGCUAAGAAGUACCGUCCGCAAUAUCACCUAUAACUGCUUAUUUUGCCGAAUACGCCGGGCCAAGCAGUUUCAACCCGUGACGGGAGACUUACCGGAAGCACGCCUUGGACACCACAGACGGCCGUUUACAUUCACAGGGCUGGACUACUUCGGCCCAAUACAAGUUACCGUUGGCCGAAGACGAGAAAAAAGAUACGUCGCCCUGUACACCUGCCUCGUGGUACGCGCAGUCCACUUAGAAAUCGUAGACAGUCUCACAACCGAUUCUGCGAUUAUGAGCCUCCGCAGAUUCACCGCUCGAAGAGGUACCCCAUCCGAGCUGUGGUCGGACAAUGGAACUGCUUUCGUGGGUGCCAGCCGGGAGCUUCGACGCUUAUACGACGACGCUACGUCCCAGUUCGCUGCUGCGCAGAGAAUCAACUGGCGUUUCAUCCCACCGGCGGCGCCGUUUAUGGGUGGCUGCUGGGAGAGGCUUGUGAAGAGCGUGAAAACUGCACUCAAGGUGACUCUCACUGAGCGAGCUCCAACUGACGAAGUGCUACGUACGCUCUUGGCUGAGGCGGAGGCCUUGGUAAAUUCGCGGCCACUAACUCAUGUUUCCGUCGACCCUCAGAGUGAGGAAUCACUAACGCCCAUGCAUUUUCUGUUGGGUUCGUCUUCGGGACGCCCACUUCCAGUCACAUCAUCAGAAACGGACCUCCUAUCACGAACCAGCUGGCGUAAGGCUGUCGGAUUAUCAGAGCAUUUUUGGCGCCGCUGGUUAAAAGAAUAUCUCCCGACGUUAACACCCAGACGUGGUCGAGGUGAGGUUCCCCAAAUAGCAGUCGGAGACUUGGUGCUCAUUGCGGACGGUAAUUCUCCAAGGGGUUCCUGGCCCCGUGGACGCAUUACUGCUGUCUUCCCAGGCCCUGAUGGCAUCAUAAGAGUUGCGGAUGUGCACAGCCUUGGAGGUGUUUUGCGGCGGCCCCUGCGGAAGCUGAUCAAGCUCCCCCUUUAA
Molecule: messenger RNA, 5013 nt
Organism: Cydia splendana
Lineage: Eukaryota; Metazoa; Arthropoda; Insecta; Lepidoptera; Tortricidae
Exons: 3
Coding region: 1-5013 (1670 amino acids)
Biological process (GO): DNA integration
Molecular function (GO): nucleic acid binding
Source: RefSeq, a predicted model, not a curated record